Molecule: messenger RNA, 6613 nt
Organism: Musa acuminata subsp. malaccensis (wild Malaysian banana)
Lineage: Eukaryota; Viridiplantae; Streptophyta; Magnoliopsida; Zingiberales; Musaceae
Product: homeobox-DDT domain protein RLT2
Biological process (GO): regulation of transcription by RNA polymerase II
Molecular function (GO): DNA binding
Source: RefSeq, a predicted model, not a curated record
AGGGAGAAAAGAAAAAGGAGAAUUUUAUCGAGCCCAUUCAUUACCCUCGCUCACGGAAACGUGUUCUCGUUCCAAAAGAAGAUCGGACACCAACAUGGAUCAUUUACUUUUUGUUCCUUCCGUUCCACAGCGAUCCCAAAUCAAAUCCCCACCCCCGACUUAUUUUUAUUCCUCCCAAUCGCUCUCCCCUCUUUUUCUCGCAAUUCUUAUUAUCAUUACUAUUUAUCUCUUAUUCCUUCGUCUCAUCCGCCCCUUUUCUCUCCUCCUCUGCUUGGAUCUUCUCUCUCUGUCUCUCUCGCUCGCUCUCUCUCUCUCUCUCUCUUUUUCGGUUCCUCUUCUUGUUGUUCUUUGGUCUUCCGAAUCUCUCCGAAUCCUUCGUUCUCUCUUCCGACGACUGCUAUUUUCGUCGGGUUUUGUUGUUGUUGUUGUUGUUGCGUGCGUGCGAUGAAUCGGUGAACGGAGGGGGACGAAUCGGCCUUCUUGGCCGGCUCUUUUGCAGGAUCUAGGGUUAGGGUUUGGGUCGCAGGAGAUGGAGGUUGGGGAGGGAGGGGAGGAGAAGCCGCCGCCGCCGGAGGGGUGGAAGAAGCCGCCGGCGGAAGGCGGAGACAAGCCCCCCAAGAGGAAGAUGAAGACCCCUUACCAGUUGGAGAUCCUCGAGAAGACCUACGCCGUGGAGGCGUAUCCGUCGGAGACGCUGCGGGCUGAGUUGUCGGUGAAGACUGGCCUCUCGGAUCGGCAGCUCCAGAUGUGGUUCUGCCAUCGGAGGCUCAAGGACAGGAAGUUCCCGCCGACGAGGAGGCAGCGGAGGGACGAUGACUCGUUGCCACUGACGCCACCACCGCCGGUGCUGCCGCCUCCCAAUGACAUGUUAUCCUCGGAGUCCGGGGGUGUUGGGUUGAGCUCCAGCCCCUUCAGUGGAGGGCUCGGUAGCAGCGGGGAGUCCAGGAGGCCAGUUCCAAGGGCAGCUGCGAGGAUUGGUACAGAUAUGUCAGCUCUUGGGAGGCGGUAUUAUGACCCACAGGGGCUGCUGCCUGCUCCGCCCAACCAACUGACCAUGGGAGAGCUCCGGAUACUUGCAUCAGUGGAAGCACAGCUCGGGGAGCCACUGAGACAGGAUGGGCCGGUCCUUGGUGUUGAGUUCGAUCCACUGCCACCUGGUGCUUUUGGCGCACCAAUAGAAAUGCCUGCACAACAGAAUCAGACCGUGCGGCCCUAUGAUGGUAAUAUGUUUGAGAGACAUGAUGCCAAGACAAUGAAGGGGCCAAGUUUCUUGUGUAGCAUGGAACAUUUGUUAUCAAGUUCAUCAAAUGGAAAGAGGAAAACUACAGCUGGUGGUUCUCAUAUAAUCCAUCCACAAAUGGGUUCUAGAGCUCUUCAUGAAUAUCAGUUUCUUCCUGAGCAGCCAAGUGUUCGGUCAGAGGCAUAUGACAGGAUCUCUCAGUCUCACUAUUAUGAUUCUCCAGUAGAUGUUUCCAGUACCAGGGUGACAUCUUUACCUUCAGGUGGGAAAAGUUUGCAUGGAAAUGACCAGGAGGCACCAAGUUAUACUUUUCAAGGUCAAAUGUCGAGUGCCAGCCUUUUAUCUCAUCAAGGCAGGCAGCAAACUAUUCCUUCUAUCUCAACAGACUGUGACAGUACACACAGUAACUCCUUUCAAGUUCCUGCAAGUGAUACUCAAUUUGGUACACAUCAAGCUAUGGGACUAGAAAACCCAUAUCUGUCAUCUGAUAGGAGGAUUCUUCGUGAUGAAGAUUUUUCUAGAUUGGAGAGGAAACGCAAGUGUGAUGAAGCAAGGAUUGCUAAGGAGGUUGAAGCCCAUGAGAAGCGAAUUAGGAAAGAGCUUGAGAAACAAGAUGUUUUGAGGCGAAAGAGGGAAGAACAAAUGCGGAGGGAAAUGGAGAGACAUGAUCGCGAAAGAAGAAAGGAAGAAGAGCGGAUGAUGCGCGAAAAGCAACGUGAGGAAGAGAGAUUUCAACGUGAACAAAGGCGUGAAAAUGAACGCAGGGAGAAGUUCUUGCUUAAGGAAUCCCGGAGAGCUGAGAAGUUGAGGCAGAAAGAAGAAUUGAGGCGUGAGAAGGAGGCAGCCAGACUAAAAGCUGCAACUGAGAGGGCUACUGCCCGCAGGAUUGCAAGGGAGUAUAUGGAACUUAUCGAGGAUGAGCGUUUGGAGUUAAUGGAGUUGGCUACAGCAAGAAAGGGAUUCUCCUCAAUUUUCGCUCUCGACAGUGAUACUUUGCAACAACUUGACUCAUUCAAAAUUUUAACUGCAGGUAUGUUGAGUGCAUUCCCACCAAGUUCUGUAAGAUUAAAAAGGCCUUUUGCAGUUCAACCUUGGGCUGAUUCUGAUGUGAACAUAGCAAACCUUCUUAUGGUUUGGAAGUUCUUAAUUACUUUUGCUGAUGUACUUGGACUUUGGCCAUUCACUCUAGAUGAGUUUGUGCAAGCUCUCCAUGAUUAUGACUCUAGACUUUUAGGAGAAAUACAUGUUGCUUUACUUAAAUCCAUAAUCAAGGACAUCGAGGAUGUUGCAAGGACUCCUGCUAUGACACUUGGGGCUAGUCAAAGUAGUACUGCUAACCCAGGUGGUGGUCAUCCACAUAUCAUUGAGGGGGCAUAUGCAUGGGGUUUCAACAUUCGCAGUUGGCAGCGCCAUUUGAAUUACUUAACAUGGCCUGAGAUAUUGCGACAAUUUGCUUUGUCAGCUGGAUUUGGGCCUCAACUGAAGAAAAGAAAUGUUGAACGUGUAUGUUUCCCGGAUGAGCAUGAGGGUAACGAUGGGGAGGACAUUAUUUCCAUCUUACGAAAUGGUUCAGCAGCUGAAAGUGCUGCUGCUUUGAUGCAAGAAAGGGGCUAUACUCAUCGACGUAGAUCUCGGCAUCGUUUGACUCCUGGAACAGUCAAGUUUGCUGCUUUUCAUGUUCUUUCUCUCGAGGGAAGCAGAGGCUUGACAAUACUAGAAGUUGCAGACAAGAUUCAGAAAUCAGGAUUGAGGGACCUAACCACAAGCAAGACACCAGAGGCAUCUAUUGCUGCAGCAUUAUCACGUGACACAAAACUUUUUGAAAGAACUGCUCCUUCAACGUAUUGUGUAAGGUCCCCAUAUAGGAAAGAUCCUGCUGAGGCGGAUGCAGUACUAUCUGCUGCUCGGGAAAAGAUACAAGUAUUUCAAAGUGCACUCUCAGACUCUGAGGGAGCUGAAAAGGAUACAGAAGAUGCAGAUGAUGCAGAAAGAGAUGAAGAUUCAGAAGGUGAUGCUGCUGAUGAUCCUGAAGUUGAUGAUGCUAGCAUUGAUGCAAAACUAGAUAAAGAUGAUCCUUUCACAAGUGAGUUAAAAGAUUCUAAGGCAUCGACUCUACUGGGUAAGGAAACAGGGGGAGAGAUUGGAGUAAUUCCACAAACUAAUUUUGGCAAUGUGGAAAAAGGUCCAACCAUUCCUUCAGAGAACUCAAGAACUGCGAGCACUUCGCAUGCAUCUCAGCUUCCUGAUGCCAAUUCAAACUUCCAUGAAGAAAAUAAUACUGACAUGGAGGAGACAGAGAUUGAUGAAAACAACUUUGGUGAACCAUGGGUUCAGGGAUUAUCUGAAAGUGAUUAUUAUGAACUGAGCGUUGAAGAGCGCAUAAAUGCACUUGUUGCUUUGAUAGGAGUGGCUAUUGAAGGAAAUUCAAUACGUGUAGUUCUUGAGGAACGUUUGGAAGCCGCAAGUGCUCUUAAAAAACAAAUGUGGGCAGAGGCACAGCUUGAUAAAAGGCGGUUUAGAGAGGAGUAUUCUAGCAGAUUACAAAGUGCUGCUUUUGGUGGUUACAAGGCUGAGACAGCCCUAACUAAUGGUGCAAGAGAGGAAAGCCAAACUCCACUAGACAAUGUUGAUAAGAGUAAUGAUGGUAAUCUAGAAGCAAUUAACAAUGAGCGGUUUCUUGAGCAGAAUCAGGUUAAUUAUGGUAAUAUGUCUGUGGGACAAGAACUUACAUGUGCAGAUGUCCUUCCAGUUCAGCACUAUGGAUAUGCUACUGAAAGGUCACGUUCACAGUUAAAAUCAUUUAUUGGUCACAAGGCAGAGCAACUCUAUGUAUAUCGGUCAUUACCCCUAGGUCAAGACCGCAGGCGUAAUCGGUAUUGGCAAUUUUCGACAUCUUCUUCACCAAAUGAUCCUGGCUCCGGGAGAAUAUUUUUUGAAUCCAAAGAUGGCCAUUGGAGGCUUAUUGACUCAGAGGAGGUGUUUGAUGCUCUUUUAGCUGCUUUGGAUACACGUGGGAUCAGAGAGUCACAUUUGCAUUCAAUGUUGCAAAGAGUGGAAACAACCUUUAAAGAAGCCAUUAGGAGGAGUAAGAAAUCUUUCAACUCUGCAGUGUCAGUUGGUGACCAUGUCAAAAUAGGGGUGCCCAAGAUGAUGGUAAGUCCAGACUGCAGCAUGGAACUCGACAGUCCCAGCAGUACCCUCUGCGGUCUUGCUUCUGAUGCUUUAGAGAAGUCAACAUCUUUCAAAAUUGAACUUGGGCGGAAUGAAGUUGAGAAAACUGCUGCCUUGAAGAGAUACGAAGGUUUCUUGAGAUGGAUGUGGAAAGAAUGUUAUAAUCCUUACAUGUUAUGUGCCAUGAAAUAUGGGAAAAAAAGAUGCUCAGAGUUGCUUCAUACUUGCAAUUCUUGCUUCCAGUCCUUUUUAGCUGAAGAAAGGCAUUGUCCUUUUUGCCACAAGACAUUUAAGGCCUUUCACAACUCUGAUGCAAUUUUGUCAGAGCAUGUGGCUUUGUGUGAAACAAAAAGAAAGUCAGACCCUGACUGGAAACCCCAACUCUCUGACUCUACUCUUCCCAUUGGAAUCCGAUUGCUUAAAGCACAGUUAUCCAUGAUUGAGGUUUCAAUUCCAGCAGAAGCUCUUCAGGCUUUUUGGACAGAGGGAUAUAGGAAAUCAUGGGCUGUGAAAUUGCACUCUUCAUCUUCGGCUGAGGAACUCUUUCAGAUUCUGACUUUGUUGGAGAGUGCAAUAAAACAGGAUUUUCUAUCUUCAAAUUUUGAAACCACAACUGAACUGCUGAGUUCUACUGCACGAGUUGCUUCAGAGAUUAUUGCUGCUCACUCGGGAUCAAUUCCUGUACUACCAUGGGUGCCUGAUACUUCAGCUGCUGUGGCUUUGCGGUUGUUAGAUCUUGAUUCCUCAAUUUCUUAUAUGCUGCAACAGAAGCUGGAGUAUCAUAAAGAAAAGGAAGGAGAUUAUAUUAAACUUCCAUCACGAUAUGCAGUUGUUAAUAACAUGCAAGAGGUAGAGCCAAUGGGAACACCUGAUCAACUUGACUAUCAUAAUGAUGGGAGAUGGCUGGAUACUGGAAGUGGAUACAGGGGCCGAGGCAGAGGUAGUCGCGGACGUGGAGGCCGGGGCCGUGGCCGAGGAGGAAGAGGGUUGAGAGGGAGUGGAAGUUCUUCUAGGGUUGAAUUUAGGACUGAUAAUAUUGGUAGUUUCGAGAAGGCCACAAGAAAAUAUACUAGAAGAGGGCGAACACGUGGCCGUGGUCGUAGGCGUGGCCGUCGAACCAUUAGACCUAGACAAAGAUCUGACAACAGGGUAGCUACAAUUGAUAAAAGAUCUCUUUUGGGCAGUUUUAUCACUGCAGAUAGCAGCUCUAAUCAGGCAAGGAUAGAGGAGUCUCCUGCGAGCUCAGGUGGAGAAGAGUGGGGUCUUGGUGAAGAUGCUGGAAAAACAUAUGUUGAAGAGGAUGAUAACAGUGCGGGCUUCGAGUCUGAUGAAAACGGCCGAGCUUCAGGAGAUGAAUAUGAUGAUCAGGCAGCAGACUCAGCUAGAGAUGACUAUGAUGAGGGCAAGUCCACGGGACUAAUUGAUGAUGAAACUGAAGAGGAGGAUGGUGGAGACAUGGUGGAUGAAGAGGGUGAAGAGGAUGAUGUGGGUGGUGGACAUGAUUUGGAUGCUUAUAUGGACGAUGACGAUGAUGAUGAGAUGAGAGAUAAUCCGGAGGAUGUCGGGGAUGCAGAAGGGAAUGGAGAUGAAGAUGAGGGAGCAUCAUCAUUUUCUUCGGAGUACAGUGAUUAGGAGGUUUAACACUUUUCAUCAUGUGUGGAGCAGUCGUGGUAUUGAUUAUAUAGAAUGACGAUGGUCUCCUCAGACGUGUUGGUGCUAGAAGCAGUCUAUGUUUUCUUCCUUUCUUCUAUAAGCCAACUGCCUGCACUGGAAACAGCACCGCGGGACACAGCUAUAAUUCGCUAUUAAUUUAUCGGUUGCCGUUCAUCAGGCCAACAAGCUUUGUGGUGAUUGCACCCUCAUCAUAUGGUGUUAAACUUGAUGGAAAUUUCUUGAGUUGCGAAGGUGGAUUAGAAACUUGGGAUAAAAGUUGAAAGGAAGAUGAGCGAGCCUGCCCAGUCUUUCCAGUUUCUGAUUACUUGUACAAAUGGUAACUGAACUAGAAGUUGAUCCCAAUUCAUCCUGAUCAUGAUGUAGAGCUUUAUAGCUCCCCGGCAGUUCCACUUCCUAUAUCCUAUCUAUUAGAACUGGAUUAAUAUCCUUCAUCAUCUAGCAUGUAGUCCUAGCGAUCGACAGCAUUAUCUCAAAUGAAGCUCGUGUCUUUUUGCUCGUUUAUCUGACUUGGAGCUGUUUGAAACAAUA